This is a messenger RNA of Acanthosepion pharaonis, 849 nucleotides long. The record is from the annotation of a GenBank genome assembly. Lineage: Eukaryota; Metazoa; Mollusca; Cephalopoda; Sepiida; Sepiidae.
AUGGGAAAGUAUCUUUGGCGCCAUUUAGAAACAUAUUUUGGUAUUAUUAGUUUAGAGCGCACUUUCUUUUUUUUCUUUUCUUUUUUCUUUUCUUUCUUUCUUUCAUUUUUUUCAUUCUUUCUUUCUUUCUUUCUUCGCCACACCUUUAUUUCCUUUUGUAAACUUUCUCACAAACUUACCACUUAUCUGUUCAUAUCUAUCUAUCUAUCUAUCUAUCUAUCUAUCUAUAUAUAUAUAUAUAUCGAUCUCUGUAUUUAUAUAUAUCUCAUUCUUUUAUAUCUAUCUAUCUAUCUAUCUAUCUAUCUCAUUCUCUUCAUAUCAAUCCAUCUAUAUAUCUAUCUCUGUAUUUAUAUAUAUCUCAUUCUUUUCUAUCUAUCUAUCUAUCUAUCUAUCUAUCUAUCUAUCUAUCUAUCUAUCUAUUUUGCAUCCGUUCAUAUCAGAUAUUAUGCAAGACAAUCCUUCAUAAUAAACUUCGAGAUUAAGCAACCGAUGUUGGCAUCUGUCGAUUAUAAACAUUGCAUUCUUUUUCGCCAUCUAUCUAUGACUCUGCUCAUAUCAAUCUACCUAUCAAUGUGUAUGCUCAUAUCUAUCUAUCUAUCUAUCUAUCUAUCUAUCUAUCUAUCUAUCUAUCUCUCUCUCUAUAUAUAUAUAUAUAUAUAUAUAUAUAUAAAUAUUCGAGUUCAAUAUUUUGAUGAUAUUCAACAACUUCGACGUCCAUUUUGUUUUUUUAUAUCUAUUUCAAUCUAUUCCUAUACAUCUCAGUCUUUUCAGAUCUAUCUAUCUAUCUAUCUAUCUGUCUAUCUAUCUAUCUAUCUAUCUAUCUAUCUAUCUAUCUAUCUAUCUAUAUAG